Fomitopsis serialis is the source of this 764-nucleotide messenger RNA. RefSeq lists its product as uncharacterized. The record is from RefSeq and is a predicted model, not a curated record. Lineage: Eukaryota; Fungi; Basidiomycota; Agaricomycetes; Polyporales; Fomitopsidaceae. Bases 121 to 675 code for a protein of 184 amino acids. The transcript is spliced from 3 exons.
UCCGUUACUUCGGUCAGUCCUCAGAACAAGUACCUCGUCCGUCCUGGCCCAGUGCUGCGGGACACUCGGUCGAAGAAUUGAAACUCAUUCCACGCUUCCCGUUGAAACCUACAUCUCACGAUGCACCGAGCUCUGACUAUCCAAGACUUCAUUCAAUUGGUGGUGAAUGAAGUCGCCAGGCCGUGUCCACUGGAAGAACGGACGCUCCUGGCUCUGGCGCUCACAUGCCGCGCAUUCCAGGAGGCCGCCUUGGACAUGCUGUGGGCUUACCAGGAUGGCUUGGGCCGUCUCGUCCAGUGCUUACCGGAGGAUCUAUGGACAUAUUCAGAUGACCCAUUGGAGGAUAUAACGCUCAGCGAACCUACGAGGGCCACCACACAACAAGACUGGCAGCGCUUCGACGUCUACGCUCGGCGGGUCCGCACACUAGAUAUUGAUGAUUCCCCUUAUUUCAAGUCCCGUACAGAGUGCCGCGUCUCAGGGCCCCUCUUUCGUUGGCUUCUCUCGUCAAGGACUUCUCAUCAAUUGCUCCCUAGUCUAUCCUUCCUUGACCUGGGGUGGGGAAGGAGAUAUCUUCCAAGUAUUACGACUCUGCGCACACGCUAUUUGGCCCGCGGCUCACUGAGCUGGACAUCAGCACCCCUCGGCUCGCCGACACCAGUAUGCUUGACGUGAUAUUGCUGCACCUCCCUCUGCGUUCACCAGAUGUCAAGUUGUUGAGAGUCAACGAGUCCCAGUACAGGGAUUCCGACUGUCAGCCCAUC